Ooceraea biroi (clonal raider ant) is the source of this 656-nucleotide messenger RNA. RefSeq names its product mitochondrial ribosomal protein S16 (gene mRpS16). Gene Ontology annotation, cellular component: ribosome; mitochondrial small ribosomal subunit. Gene Ontology annotation, biological process: mitochondrial translation. NCBI's taxonomy places the organism in Eukaryota, Metazoa, Arthropoda, Insecta, Hymenoptera, Formicidae. Gene Ontology annotation, molecular function: structural constituent of ribosome. The record is from RefSeq and is a predicted model, not a curated record.
UACUGUGUACACUGUACUUUCAGUCUGCUCCCAGUCUGCUGUUUGCACGACGCAGCAUUGCGAUAUUUUUGUAAUCUAAGUUUUAUUAUAGAAACUACAUAAACAAGAAAUUAUAAAAACGUUAUUAAUUCUGAACAAAUCAGGAACAUGCCUCGAUUAAAUUUGCAUCCGUCAUCUGGAACAGGUAUUAAUACACCGUUCGCCAAAGCAAUACGGUUUGCUCGUUAUGGCUGCACCAACAGACCAUUCUAUCACAUCGUUCUAAUGGACGUAAAAAAAGAUCCAAGAAGACCACCGAUAGAACAACUCGGUACCUAUGACCCCAUUCCAAACGUGUACAAUGAGAGAUUAGUGUCCUUCAAUUAUGAGAGAAUACAGUAUUGGCUUGCUCAAGGAGCGCAGAUAUCCAAACCUAUUGCAAAUUUAUUAGGACUCGCUGGAUUUUUUCCCGUACAUCCGAGAACGUAUCUGAAAGCAUGGAGAAACCGCAAAAUUGCUAGGGAAAACGUUGCCAAAGAAAGCAUACCUCAAGAAAAUACAGUGGCAUCUGGAAGUUAAGAUCGAGUUCUUAUGUGACAAAGUUUUUUGUACAUACUUUGCAAUUUAUUAAUAAAGUUAUCACCAAGUAGUUAUUACAAGAAGGUAUAUAAUAAUAA